This is a messenger RNA of Telopea speciosissima, 1455 nucleotides long. RefSeq names its product protein SIEVE ELEMENT OCCLUSION B-like. The transcript has 4 exons. Gene Ontology annotation, biological process: phloem development. NCBI's taxonomy places the organism in Eukaryota, Viridiplantae, Streptophyta, Magnoliopsida, Proteales, Proteaceae. The record is from RefSeq and is a predicted model, not a curated record. Bases 1 to 1455 code for a protein of 484 amino acids.
AUGAAGGAACCUGAGACGAGAAGAGAAUCCCUACACUUGGAUCAUGUAAUGGGAUUUCUAGCCUCUCAGGUUUCCCUAUCUAACGUGACUUGCAACUCUAAAGACCUCAAAGAGUUGGAGGGUUUCUUGAAAGGCUUGGAAUCAGGGAUUAGUGGGUGGGGAAGAGAUGUUUCUUCUGAUUGCUGUAAUUGGACUGGCGUCAAUUGCUCUUCUUCAGCUGUGGGAGUGGAGACUUCUACAGAAUCGGGCAAAAGGGUUGGCGUUGAAAAACUGAAUGGGCAGAAUGUAUUGUUGCUAAUAUCGAACUUGGACAUCUCCCCAGAAGAAGUCGCGAUUCUGAAACAGAUCAUGUACACCGAAGAGGGGAAACCCCGUACCAAAAUACUCAACUCGAAGAAAAUGCCGAUCCAAGAUCCUAUUGUGUACGAAGUAGUGUGGCUACCCGUGGUGGUGGACAGGCGUCUCCCAUGGACCGAAGACAUGCAAAGAGACUUUGACCGACUGCAGUCGAUUAUGCCGUGGUACUCGGUGCAACACCCUUCCUUGGUCCAUCCGGGAGUGAUUAAGUACAUCAAGGAGUUUUGGCACUUCAACAGGAAGCCAAUCCUUGUGGUUUUGGACCCACACGGCAGGGUUGUGCGCCUCAACGCUCUCCACAUGACAUGGAUCUGGGGAAGCUUUGCCUUCCCUUUCACCAGGCAUAGGGAGGAAGAGCUGUGGAGGGAAGAGACCACCUGGAGACUUGAACGUUUGGUAAGUAGAAGAAGAUAUGCAGGAUAUGAAGGCUUGGUUGACGGCAUGGAUGAAAACGUACUCAAUUGGAUAGAGAGAAAAGCAUUCAUUUGCCUUUAUGGAGGAGAUGACAUAGAUUGGAUAAGGAAAUUCACAACCAAGGCAAGAGCGGUGGCUCAGGAAGCAGGUCUCCCAUUCGAGAUGAUGUACGUGGGGGAGAGAAACACUAAUAAGGAGCGAGUGAGGACUAACAUUGGCAUCAUCACCUCGGACAAGCUGAGCUAUUGCUGGGAAGACCCCACACUCAUCUGGUACUUCUGGAUUCGGCUGGAGAGCAUGUGGUACUCGAAGAUGCAGCAAAGAUACAGCAAGGAGAACGACUCCAUAAUGAAGGGGAUCAUUACAAUGCUCAUCUUCGACAGCAGCGACCAAGGAUGGGCGUUGAUAAGUGAACGAUCAAAAAUCAUGGUCAAAGACAUGGGGGACACGAUCUUGAAAUGCUUCAACCGGUACGAUAGUUGGAAAGAAAACGUUGGCGUUAAGGGUAGUUUCAUUCAGGCACUCCGUGAUCAACUAGAACACCUGCGCACCACCCGGCAUCACUGCAUUCGUCUCACCCUACCGGAGACCGAAGAAAUGAUCCCCGAGAUUGUGGGCUGUAGCGACUGUCGCCGCAUAAUGAAGAAGUCCGUGUCUGUCACGUACAGCUGCUACGAGGAUUAA